AUGGUGCAGACCGCGCCUUCUGCGAUUGGAGCCGUAGAGGCCUCCAAGGGGCCUUCCGCGGUCGUGGAGGCGUCGGAAGACCCGGCAGCUCUCCCUUCCGUAGGACAGCUGCUGCAGGUGAUUGCCGAGCACAAGAAACGGGAGUGCCUUCAGCUCUCGCUUAUCGCUUCCCUGGAGGCUGAGCUCGCAGAGACGCGGACGGCCGUGACAGACUAUCGCGCCUGCCACGAGGUCGUUAACAAUCGCCUCCGCACUGCAGUUCUCGAUCCCGCCGUCAGCCUCGAAAUCAAAACACUCAGACAGAAACUAUUCGACACAGAAACCCUCCUGCGGCGCGCCAAGGAGCAGCUCGCCGCACAGAACUUCUCUGGCCAAAGCGUGGUCGGUCAGCGGCUUAUCAAUAAGUGCAAAACGCUUCAGGAGGAAAAUAACGAGUUGGGGCGCUCGCUCGCGGAGACACAUCUGCAGCCGCUCACCAUCGAAGUCGCCGGCCUGAAGAAGCACGUCGCGUUCUUGCGUGGCGAACUCAGGCAGCUGCGAGAAUUGAACAGCGACAUGGAUCGUGACAACGAGACGAUGGCGCUCCAGUUGCAGGAGCUCUCAACCGCCGUUGCGGGAGUGACGGCAGAGCGGAAUCAGCUGCAGCAAGAAGUCACUUCGCUGCGCGAGCAGCUUGAGGCCUUGCGGGUGGCGAGCGCGGCAAACCUGCCUCAGAAUUAUUACGGCUCUCCCGCCAGUGAAAGGUACCCCGACAGCUAUGAGGCGAGCGGCCGCACAGCGCCGCGGCGCGAGGCGUGGAGAGGCUCGCGGGAAGCCGCCUGGGCGACGAGUUCCUCCUUCUCCGAAGCGCGAAGCAGCUCGCGCCGCGACCGGCGCCGCGGCCACAGCGAGCGCGAUCACGGGGAAGGAAGUCGGGGCGACAGCAAGGAUGACGCGAGCGUGGAGCGGGAGUCUUCGGCUAUAAGGCGAGACCGCGAGGGGGAGCGAGGCGGGCGCAGCGGCGCGCGCGAAUUCGACGGCAGCAGCGCGAGCGGCGCCAAGACGGAGGGGGGCCGUGAAGGCCGCGACGCGCCGGGGUCUUCUUCUUCGGGGGGCCAGUUCUCCUCUUUCUCUUCAUCUGGAAGGCGCGGCAGCGCAGAGGACAGCCACCUGGCGGGCGCUUCAGGCCACUCCGAAAGCACCGGCCGCCGAAGCGAACGCAGCUACAAAGACUACUCCGCCGCCAGGCGACACACGCACGACCGCGAGUGGCGACGCGAAGAAGAAAAGGACAGACGAGACAGAGACAGGGACUACCACACGCGAUCCGAGCGCCGCGGCGCCAGAGGCUCCUCCAAAGAAGAACGAGACCGCAGAUACGAUUAA
This is a messenger RNA of Besnoitia besnoiti, 1365 nucleotides long. RefSeq lists its product as uncharacterized. The record is from RefSeq and is a predicted model, not a curated record. Gene Ontology annotation, biological process: regulation of alternative mRNA splicing, via spliceosome. The coding region runs from base 1 to 1365 and encodes 454 amino acids. NCBI's taxonomy places the organism in Eukaryota, Apicomplexa, Conoidasida, Eucoccidiorida, Sarcocystidae. Gene Ontology annotation, cellular component: nucleus. The transcript has 6 exons.